CUUUCCAACUCCACCAAAGCCAUCCGUGGAAUUUCAGCCAAAAAUAGAUCCUGGCGUUGACCCAUCUUGAAGAAUGUUAGGUUUCAAGGUGUGACUAGCUGCCAAACACAAUUACAGUGGAAAGGGGCUUAUAAUGACUUUGACAAUGUCCCCAUGUUAUGUCCCUCGCGGCCUCAUGUGGUGUCAGCCGAGUAGGCAUUCACAGAAAAGUUUGUGCAUCUGAGACCCCAAAGCAAGAAAAUGUUUAAAAGAAACAGAUUUUUCCUUGAAAUUGGAUAAUUGCAUAUAGUGGUAUAUUCAUUUAUAGAAUUAUUUUUGGAAUAGCUGAAUCGUGUAUAAUGUGUUAAUAUAUUUUUGAUAUUGGAAGUAUAUAAAAAAAUAUACUCACACGCCAUGGAAGGUGAUGAUGGAAAGCCCAAAUCAAGUAAUUUUUCACCAAAAGUAACACGUCCUAAACUACCCCAUUUUGCUGGGUCAGAAAGUAGAUCCAUUAGCCCUCGAUCAAAAACGGAUCCUGGUCGUGUAGAAAUAAAGGCUAUUAUGGAAGAUAUUAUGAAUCUCAAGAAGACUGAUUGGAAGACAUUUAGUCGAUCAAGAACAUCUCCACUUCCUAAAGGGAAAUCAAUGUCAACUAAUACUUCUCCAAGUGCUUCUCCUCGCAUUGGUUCGCCAGUAGCGGAUGAGUCCAGAAUUGGUUUAUCAAGAGAUCGAAGCAGGAGCUUAAAAAUACUGACAGACAGAUUAAAAAACAAAAAUUCUAAACAGGUAAUUUCUGACGAAUCUAAAAUCGAUGAAAAUAAGGAUACAGUUUCAAGAACAAUUGAACUGCAACCUUCUGGAAACAUUAAUGAUCAGUGGUCACCCUGUAAAAUGGCAGGCCCACUAAGUAAUGCACCAGAGGUGAGCCCUAGAAGAAGCCCAGACAGACGUUCUCAGGAGAGAACUUAUGAGCAGAUUCCAGAAUCGCCUGAAGAUAUUGAUGAACCCGAAGGGACAAAAUCUCCACUGGCAGCUUCUUCUGAUGAAAGUUUUCGAUCUGCCUCUGAAUGUGUGCAUGCCAAAAGCCCAGAAAGUGAUUAUGGUGGAGCUCGGGAAAAAACUCCGGAUAGUGAUGGUGGUGGAAGCACAAGGUCUCAGGAAGAUUGUACAAAUGUCAAAGAUGCCCAUGACAAGGCUGCUGAAGAUGAAGGUGUAAGUGACAGUGGUGAGCAUACUGCUCCUAUUGUAAGUACCUAUCAGUAUCAUGGCUUACCUAGAAAGUCUAGGUUUUUACAGCUGGCUGGCACUAAACCACCUAAAUUAAACCAGCGAGGUUAUACCAGACCUCCUGAACGAAGGUCUGGAAUAAUUUUAAUAUCUGCUGGUUCAAAAGUUGGGGAUGCUGUUAAAGUGGGACCUGAAGAUGCCCGACAAACUCCCGCAAGCAUUUCUGAUGAUCAGCCUCGUCAGAGAACCCAACGCCGAAGUGAUUCUGGGAAAUCAAGUGCCCAGAAGUCUUCCCCACGCUUUAUCACACAUCCCCCACAUCAAAAAAAAUCUCAUAAAGAAUCUGGUCCUGUGGACACUAAUGGCUUUGCUGCUCUGAAAACUUCUGGUGAUAAUGAAGAAGAUCAUCAAUCACAAAGCCAAAGUUCUCUAGCAGACAGCCAGUUUGCAAGUGAAGCUUCAGAUGACAACUUCCAGGAUGUCCUGGAAAGUUCUGACGUUACUGAUAGAAAAAAUGGUAAAUGUGCAAAACAAAAAUCAAAAAGUGACCCUAGUGGUGACCGAGCUUGUGAUAUUUUAGAUUUCCCAUCUGGCAUGGAAGUUCCACAGUUCCAUAGUGCCCCAUUGUUGUCUAAAGAGGAUAUGGAAGCUUUGGGGCUUGAUAAGUCAUUAAUGAUUGAAGAAGACAGUAAGAUGAAAUCUCGUUCAGAAAAUGUGUUGUCUUCAGUGAGCCAUGAAGGUGUAGACGAGCACAGUUCAGGAGGUGAAGAUGAUGAAGGUGCUAGCAGUGGUGACUUCAAAGCUUCAGAUGCAACAACAGACAGUGAGAAUGCCCUCAAUACCACCUCUAAAUUCCCUUCGACUUUAGCUGUGUCAGCACCAGUUACACCACAUGGACCUUCCCCAUCUCCCAGUUGUUAUGCCAUUGACCGACCCUCAAAUCUUCUCAGUGUUCCUUCAGCUACUGGUGGUGGGAGGAAAACAAACAUUUUCCGCAGUGCAAGCUCAGCGAGUGUUCUACAGAGCCGAAAGCCUGGGGGCUCCCCAAUCAGAGACAAAGAUGUUGUGCGAAAGUAUAGCAUAACUACUGACGAAGCCAUGAUUAACUCCAAAUCUUCGACAAGCUUGGUACCAGACUUUUUUCCUAUUGGAGAUACUGGCAAUGCUGCAUCCAUGCCUGCUGUUUGGAAUAAGGAUAGACUUUCGAGCACUGAUUCCCCAGAGAGAGAACCAGGUUUUAUCAAGGACAAGCGUUAUCAUAUUGUUGAAGAACUUUAUAAGAAUGAAAAGGAGUAUGUGGAGGCUUUGAGAACAUUGAAAGAUAAAUAUAUGGUCCCGUUGAAAACUCAAAGCAGUGUAGAUGAUAACAUUGUGGACAAUAUUUUUUAUAUGAUCCCAGAAAUCUUAACCCAUCACUCCAUUUACCUUGAUUUUCUUGACAAUGUGUGGAAACAUUGGAACACAACUCACAGCACUGUUGGGAACAUCAUUACAACCAUUUUUGCAAAACAAACAGUAUUAGAAAGUUAUAUGUCAUUUGUUGAAAAUUACAAUGCUUCUGGUAAAGUCAUUGAGAACGCACUCACCACUAAAUCAUCUGUACAGAAAUUCAUUGAGCAAUGCCAGAAGGACAGUGGCAGCAAACUGACCAUGAAAGAUUUGAUAGUUCGUCCCAUUCAGAGAAUACCCAGAUAUGAAUUGCUUAUACAGCGUUUAUUGGACAACACACCAAGAGACCAUCCUGACCACCCUCUUCUUCAACAAGCAUGUCGUGUGAUGCAUGACCUAGCUGUAAAGAUUGGAACAGUGAAUGAUUCGCAACAAGAAGAAGAUAUGCAGGAAACUCUUAAGAAGUUGGAGCUUUUGUUAAUUACAGAUCUGGCUGUCCCAGACAGAGCCUACAUCCGACAUGACAUGGUUCAAUUAUUUAACAGAAAAGAUCAGUGCUGUAUAUGGCUUUUUUCUGAUGUAGUUCUUGUUAGCAGUAUUAAAAGAAAAAGUGGUCCUGUCACUAGAAAAGUUUCUAUUAUUCUGAAAACUCCAUUAGGCCAAGACUUUGCUGAAAAUAUAAAACAUAAAGUCUGGCUGCGUGUUGGCUUGGAUGAUUUAGAGAUUGUCAAAACUCAGGGCACUCUGACUCGCAAACCAACCCUAGACAAAGAGCAGUUAGAGGAAGAUAUUCACAUUGUGACUCAGCUGGGGGAUCUUGCGGGCAAGUUGUCCUGCCAGCAUCAGAGUCUUGAUGAUGCAAUCAAAGAAUUGAACACAAAUCUUUGUAGGCAGCACUCAGAGGUGACUGCCAGAAAUGCCUCCUCAGACUCCAACAAGAUGGAGCUGGUAGUCACCACUCAAGAGGGAGUGUUGCAUCUUGUUAUUGGGUUCUCGUCUGCUGAGAAAAGAGCAGCAUGGGAAACUGCUUUUACAGAUGCCAAGCAAAAGUUGUCUCUGCUGUCUGAUAAGCGUGCACCAGAGUUUCUUCAGCCUCUUCAAAUCACUAAAACCAGAGCUGGAAUGCAGUUUUCCUGUGCAGCUCCUAUUGAUGGUGUUAACUCAAGUGGUUUCCGUGAUGUUUGGGUGUGCAAUAGCGAUGGCUAUGUUGGGCACAUGUGUUUAUUGUCUCUACAACCAGAGCCCAUUGUGACACUCAACACACCAGUGCCAGGAUGCAAUGCCAGAAUUUUGUGUAUAUGUGCAGUGCCUGCUUUCAGUGGAGCCUUCAGGAGGCGAGCAUCUCAAAAAGGAGCCCGUAGUCAGCGGGAUUCCAUUGUAGUCACAACCAUUCCUGAGGGGCCUCGGAUUAAUGUUGAGAAGAGUGAAGAGGACAAUGUGAUACUAGAAACUCCCCAACCCACAUCAGAGCCAGCCAUCAUCAUACCCACCACAACCAUUACCACUACCCUGGUGGAGGAUGUGGAAACCAAUGAUAAUUUCAACGAAGAAGGCUACCAGUCUGAUUCAGACACUAGCGAUGAUGAACCCAUGUCUUUCUUACCCAGGACGACAGAGGAGCUCUAUGUGGGAGGUGGGUGGUCAAAACUCUUGUCGGAUGACGAAGCUCCCAAGCCUAAAGUGUCGGAGCUGACUGAGAGUAGUCCUGAUCCUAUUACAACAUCUGGUAAUUGGGACCAGGACCCCGCCAAGUCAACCAUGUGGCUUGGAACAGAAGAUGGAUGUAUACAUAUUUUCCAAUCAUGUGAUAAUAUUAAGACUACUAAGAACAAACUAAAGAUUCAACAUGGAUCUCCAGUUUAUUGCAUAAUUUAUUUGGACAAUAAAGUGUUUGUUUCCCUUGUCAAUGGUAAAGAGAUCCAGGUGAAAGGUCUGUGGGACACUGAAUGUCCAUACACAAGGACUAUUGGAUCUGCAUCAUCUCCUAUUACAAAAAUGUUGGCUGUUGCUGGAAAACUUUGGUGUGGCUGCCAGAAUCAAAUUCAUGUCAUUAAUCCAUUAGCUUUAAACAUUGAGACAUCUUUUCAAGUAACUCCAGAUGUGACUAAAGCUGUUCAGUGCCUCGUGUGCUCUGGCCAAGGUGUUUGGGUGGCCUCUCAACAGAGUUCCAAAGUUAUGCUAUUCCAUGCUGUCACCUAUGAAUUUCUUCUGGAGGUCUCCAUUGCCCAAGCAGUGUCACAUAAGUUGCAGUCGGCUGAUGACAUUAUCCGCCAACAUAAGGCAGCAUGCCUAAGAAUAACAGCACUGAUGGUAUGCAAGGAUUUGCUGUGGGUUGGAACUAGUGCAGGUGUUAUCCUUACCAUUCCCAUACCUCGUAUCACCUCAACCACAACACGUGGGAGUCUGGCUGUUCCUACUGUGACAGGUCUAAUAUACGGACAUACUGGGCAUGUGAGAUUUUUGACUAGUGUGGAGAUCAGUAGUACUGCAAGCACCAAAGCUGAACUCAGUAAAGAAGGUACUAGUGGGGAAAGUGCAACAGCAGAAAGAGGUGGUGGCUUCUCGUUCCAAGACAUUCACAGAAGGUCCUCGAUGGCCGCAACCACAGCGACAAUGGCAUCCCGAAUGCUGGUGAUAAGUGGAGGUGAUGGCUAUGAGGAUUUCCGUAACAGCGCAGCCAAUGAAGGUGCAGGUAGAGAUGACAGCACAAACCAUCUUUUAUUAUGGCAAGUUUGAUCUAAUCAAACAUUAUGCUAUAUUAUAAUGAUUAUGCAAGGUUGAUAUAUAUUUAUAUAUAGUAAAUAAACAAGCAAAGUGCUGAACAAAUUUUAUAUACAUUGCUUAAGACUGUCCAAAAAUUAUUUUUUAGAGGGGGGCGGGGGGGGGGGGGCGGGUUUGGGUGAAGAGGGUUGUGGUUAAUCCUAAAAUCUGUGACAAGAAAUUUUGUUGCUUAAAUAUUUUUGUUUGUAAAGUAUUUAUUAAAAAGUAUUGGUAAAGUCUCAGGCCAUGUGUAGGUCAGCGAUGAUAAUGUGAUAGUUCUUAUCAGUGUUUUUUUUUUAAUGUAUCCAUAAAUGUAGACAGAUUAAUGUGGCUGUGAGCAUUGGACCAUUCAGUGCAAUUACCUGUUAAAAACCCAGUAAUACUAUUUUAUUUUAUAUACUUAUAUAUGGAUUUGCGAAAUUAUACUUCAUUUUAAUGUUUUAUAAUAAUUGUAUAAUUUUCAAAGUGAUUCCUAGCUCCUCAAGUUGUAGAAUAAAAAAAGGCUGAGAUUUAUUUGGGUGCACACACCUUGCCUUAUGAAAGUGAAAACUUUUUCAUGAUCAUAAAACAGUAUUAAAUGUUUUCUCACUAUUGUAGUAAAGACCAUGGUGAGCUUAGCUAUGAAGGAAAGAACUAAUCGUAAAAUAAUUUGUCUUUUAACUAAAGAAUUGUUUUUUCUUUAACCCUACUUCCAAUAUUUAGUCGUUUUUUGUUUUUUUUUAAUAUAUAAUUCUUCAAUAAUUUUUGUCAGGACUUGAUUUUGGAAAUCUUUACAAUACUUGUUAAUGAUGUUUUAUCUACUAAUUGUUUAUGCUUUAUCAUUUUGAUAGAUCUUUGAUUGAAGAUGUAUUAGUCUUAUGACUAACGUAAAACCUUUGCAAGAAAAACAAAAUAUUAUUAUUUGUAAAGAAUGUCUUGAGGUCAUCAGACUGUCUAAGCUUGUUCAUGUUCACUAGGAAACUUUCACAAUGUUUGGGUUGUUGUUUUUUUUUAUAUGAUUCUGAAAAUUGACCUGAGGUCCCUAAGCCCAUGGUCAUCAAAAUAAAAUUAUUGCUAUUUUAGUAUAUUGAAAUAUAGAAAAACAGAUACCAGGCAGAAAGGAAAUAUCAAAUUUUAGCUAAUUCUACGCAAGACAAAUUUUGUGGCACUUGUAUUUUAUAAACUGAUAUUAAAUCCACAGGGGUAUAUAUUAGUGUGGGGAAUGGUGUGUGUUGCUCAGUAUUGUAUAUGAUAAUGUAGAUUGUGAGCCUAGAAAAAAUUCCAGUUUUGUAUACAUUUCAAAGCAUAUUAUAUAGAUAAAAAGUGAAUAUAAAAUUACAAUAUACUCUUUUUUUUUUUUUUAAAUUGAAAAUGAAACAGUGUUGAUUGAUUGAUGGUUAUUUAACACUGAAACACAUUGGUCACUGAUUUUCUGAAGACUUUUUGCUUUUUUUCUUAGCAAAUCCAUAAAAUUUGGUUGUUUCUUUUGAGUUCGCCUUGGUACAUUUGUUCAUACCUUACAUUUUCUUAUUGCUGUCAUGCUAGUCAUACAGAAUGCAAAGAAUUUGAGAAGUUGUUAGUCCAAGAGAAGAGAUGUGGUCAUAAGUUUGAUUGCAUCAUUGCAAUGGCUUUGAUUUUGCAUAUUAAAUGUUCAUAUUUUUUUUAUUCUAAUUUUUAAAGCUUUGUUCAGUUUUAUUUUGUAUAUUGGGAGAGUAAAUAUUGUCUAACAAACCACUAGUGCAAUCUUUUAUUUCAUUGACACAUUUUAUUUGAAGUAUUAUUUAUACAACUCUUUGAACUAUGAAUGUCUCAACUCUGAAGUGAGGUUUUGGUUGAAAUCUGUAAUCACUGGUACAUGUAUUAUGGACAGCAAUAAACAGUUGUAUCAACCAAAAGACUAGAAUGUACAAGUUGUUAAGUUUGUAUAUAUUAUACAUUGGACUCCUUAUGCAGUUAGGUGAUGAAGACAUCUGUUUCUUAAUGAGCUAUGGAUGAAACAGACCAGUUUUAUUCUUGGCUGUUUCAUGUCUGUGUAACCCAAAGCAUUCUUUUGAUAUGCCAAUAAAGUGAAUGUUCUAAAUCAA
Messenger RNA from Biomphalaria glabrata, 7418 nucleotides. Its product is annotated as rho guanine nucleotide exchange factor 17-like. The coding region runs from base 394 to 5331 and encodes 1645 amino acids. NCBI's taxonomy places the organism in Eukaryota, Metazoa, Mollusca, Gastropoda, Planorbidae. Gene Ontology annotation, biological process: actin cytoskeleton organization. The record is from RefSeq and is a predicted model, not a curated record. The transcript is spliced from 23 exons. Gene Ontology annotation, molecular function: protein binding; guanyl-nucleotide exchange factor activity.